UCAAAUGACCUUCACCCUAAGCUACGUGGAAAAAUGGCAGAAUGUCAUCAACGGCAACCGACGAUAAGUACAUGUCGGUUAUCGACAAUAUCAAGGUCAUCAAGGCGAAAUACAUAACCAACCCAAUGCUGUCGUCAACAGUCAUUUCCUUUGUGUUCCUGGCGGGAAUGGCAAUGGCUUGUCUGAUCUCCGUAUUGCCUACAGUUCUACUUUCACUUCUAUCUGACAAACGUCAACUGCUAUCGCCGGUAUCACAGCAUGACACAUCUGUUAUGUUACGAGUGCGACAACACAUUCUUCCGCCAAGUCCAGAAAUGAAGAAAGAAGCCAUACAAGCUAUGAACCUGGCUAUGGAUAUGGAAGCACAGGGCAAACAUGGAAAGGCCACACGACUUUAUGAACAUGCACUCAAACUUGACCCCUCUCAUGCAGACACCCUCACCACCUAUGGAGAAUUUCUGGAAAAACACGAAAAAAAUAUUGUGAAGGCUGAACACUUGUACAGAAUGGCUUUGGAAAUAUGUCCAGAACAUACCAAAGCUCUUACAAACAGAGAGAGAAUUCUACCUCUUGUUGAAGAAAUUGACCUCGCCAAUUUUAAAAGAAUUGGUAAAAAGUUAGAAGCAUUUAUCCGAGUUCCUUUACACCAUCCUGGUUUAAGGAGAGCAAAAAAAGAGGCCUAUUACUCCCAUAUAUAUCACACAAAUGCUAUAGAAGGAAAUACUCUGACUUUAUUGCAAACACGGGCAAUUGUUGAGACAAGGCUGGCAGUAGGAGGCAAGUCCCUGGUGGAGCAAAAUGAAGUUUUAGGACUAGAUGCAGCGCUAAAGUACAUAAACAAUACUUUGUGUGGCCGUGUGGGUGAGAUAAAACUAGAAGCCAUACUUCAAAUACACAAAAGAGUUUUAGGAUAUGUUGAUCCAACUGAAGCUGGAAGGAUACGUUUGACUCAGGUGUUCAUUGGAGAUUUCCAACCCCCUGCUCCAGCUGAAGUUCCAAAACUGAUGAACGAAUUUGUUAUCUGGUUAAAUUCUGAGGAGGCAGUGAAAUUACAUCCAAUAGAAUAUGCAGCAUUAGCUCAUUUUAAACUGGUUGUUAUACAUCCUUUUUAUGAUGGAAAUGGACGGACAUCGCGCCUUCUGAUGAAUCUCAUACUCAUGCAGGCUGGCUAUCCCCCAGUUUCAAUAAAAGUUGAAGAUAGAUUAAAAUAUUAUGAAACAAUAGAAACAGCCAAUAAUGGCGAUGUGAGACCCUUUAUUAGGUUUGUAGCAGACUGUACAGAACGGACGUUGGAUGAAUAUAUCCUGGCAACAAGUGAAAAUCCUGGUGCGUUAGGAUUGAAUACCUCUGAAAAUGUGAUACCUUUUGAUGACAUAUGAUAAUUGUUUUAUAAAUAGGUAUUGUUAUUUAUUUAUUUGCUAUUGUGUCUGUUUUUACAUGUCAAACAAAGAAAUUGUUUUAAAAAGUAUUAAACAUAUUUUAAUGUGCAAUAAAUAUUUGUAUUGCUAUUGCA
Pecten maximus is the source of this 1513-nucleotide messenger RNA. Its product is annotated as protein adenylyltransferase FICD-like. Lineage: Eukaryota; Metazoa; Mollusca; Bivalvia; Pectinida; Pectinidae. The transcript is spliced from 2 exons. Bases 42 to 1379 code for a protein of 445 amino acids. The record is from RefSeq and is a predicted model, not a curated record. Gene Ontology annotation, molecular function: protein binding.